CCACGCCUCACGGCCGGGGAGUCUCCGACCCAGUUCACCUGAGCCCGGCAAGGGACAUGGUGACCCUGGCGAGGGGUGCGAGCCCGCAAGAUCGAGGGCUUCAUGCGGAAGGGGGAGCAAGUCCGGCCGAGCGCUCGACGGCCUCUACGUUCAGAAACAAGGCGGAGGCGCGCCCGGUGCUGUCAUUAGUUUCAGGCCAGUGAAAAGCGGCUGGGGCUACACCGUCAUGGGAGAGACCAGUAGAGAUGAGUAUAAAAUCCAGUCUUUUGACGCAGAAACCCAGCAGCUGCUGAAGACCGCACUCAAAGAUCCAGGCGCUGUGGACUUGGAGAAAGUGGCCAAUGUGGUUGUGGACCAUUCUCUGCAGGACUGUGUGUUCAGCAAGGAAGCAGGACGGAUGUGCUACGCCAUCAUCCAGGCGGAGAGUAAACAAGCAGGCCAGAGUGUCUUCCGGCGCGGGCUCCUUGACCGGCUGCAGCGGGAGUAUCAGGCCAGGGAGCAGCUGCGAGCUCGCUCCCGGCAGAGCUGGGUGUGCUAUGUCACCUUCAUCUGCAGCAUCUUUGACUACUUGAGGGUGAACAACAUGCCCAUGAUGGCCCUGGUCAACCCUGUCUAUGACUGUCUCUUCCAGCUGGCUCAGCCUGAGAGUCUGAGCAGGGAAGAGGAGGUGGACUGCCUGGUGCUACAGCUGCACCGGGUUGGGGAGCAGCUGGAGAAGAUGAACGGGCAGCGCAUGGAUGAGCUCUUUGUCCUAAUCCGGGAUGGCUUCCUGCUGCCGAUAGACCUUAGCUCCCUGGCCCGGCUGCUGCUGCUGGAGAUCAUCGAGUUCCGGGCGGCUGGCUGGAAGACCACUCCUGCUGCCCAUCAGUACUACUACAGCGAGGUUCUGGACUGAGCGAGGCCACACCUUUCUAUGACCCCCCUUUCCUCCCUCUGGAGCUGUGGAGAAAACAGACCUGGUCCCUGGCUGGAGACUGCCCAGCUUCCCUCUUCCUCCAAGUCUUUUCAGCUUCUGCCUGGGCCAGGCAGGAAAAGGCAACUCCUAACAACCACUGGCGCAAUACUACUUUACUACCUUGGUGCCUCAGUUUCCCCAUCUGUAAAAUGGGCCGCUGGUGGGAUGCUCUGGGACAUUAAGGGCAGCAGAGUUACAAACGACCUGAGGAAGUGUUCUCUACAUUUUGUACAGAGACACUGUGGAGAGGCCUGCAUCUUCCUGUCCGUUUCCAUCAGCGACAGGGCCUCGCCAGGUCAGGGGGAGGGUUUCUAAUAAAUCUUUUCUGUAACCAAA
Molecule: messenger RNA, 1291 nt
Organism: Microtus oregoni (creeping vole)
Lineage: Eukaryota; Metazoa; Chordata; Mammalia; Rodentia; Cricetidae
Gene: Mif4gd
Product: MIF4G domain containing
Exons: 6
Coding region: 227-895 (222 amino acids)
Biological process (GO): regulation of translational initiation
Cellular component (GO): cytosol
Molecular function (GO): RNA binding; translation activator activity; protein binding
Source: RefSeq, a predicted model, not a curated record